AUGUGUCGGUUCGCUGCCACAAACGGUCCGUUGAGUGUGGUGGCCAUAUGCGGUAGCCAGUCCACACUGCUCAGUUUCGAUGUGGACGAGACGGCAGGCCACUUGCUUGAUGGUCUAGCUGGCUUCGCAGUCUGCAGGACAGUGGAGAAGCAGGAGGAGGGCCUUGCAGGAGGUGAAGCUGAGACAGUUUGGUUCGGCGACCCGCGCCGUGGUAAAUGGAGCGAAGAUGCUGAGUUGGGGCCAGCUGAAGCAGUCGACGAAGUUGAGGUGCUGGAAGAGACUCGUGCUCUGGGAGGAGGCUGGCGGCGAGCCUUGAGGUGUGCCAUCCAGGAGUUCAAGUGGGGAGAUUACACGACCAAACCGAACACCAGGUAUCGAUACACGCUCUGUGCCAUCCACGGCGACCCGCAAAUCGGCAUAGACUCUUCGCCCUCAGGAGGCCCAGCGAAACGCGGCCCCGGCCUGCAUGUGGCAGCCCAGGUGGAGCUGGAGGUCGUCAUCCCGGCAGCUGAUGGUGACCACCAGGUGUUCUUCAACCGUGGUGUGGCUGGCUCGCAGCGAUUUGCGCGCCUGUCAACGGGGACGCGAGAGAGCGGACCUCGGAGUUGGGAGCAGUGGCAGUGGCUCUCGAACGGACUGGAGGAGGCUCUGCUGAGCUUCAUCGGACGCGCCCACAAAGGAUUUGAACUGCGAUGCGCAUUCUACGAAGCGCAUUAUCCGCCCGUGAUGAGGGCGCUUGCAGCAGCUGAGAGGAGAGGUGCUUCUGUGCAGAUCGUCAUGGACUGGAAAAUUGCAUCGUGGUCAGAUGACAAAAAGGUUUGGUCCCAGCGCGGGCCACAACACUUGAACUAUUGGGCCUUGGCAGAGAGCGGUUUGCUCAACUCGGGGCGAGUGUUCCAUCGGACCAGGCCUUUAGCAGCCAUCAGUCACAACAAGUUCAUCAUCCUUACGGCGCCAGAUGGAGCACUGUCUGUGUGGACCGGUUCUACUAACAUAACUGCUGGCGCCAUCUUUGGUCACUCCAACGUCGGGCACAUUGUCGCACGGCCAGCCCUCUGCAAGAAGUACAUGGCGUAUUGGGAGCGGCUUACGCGGGACCCGGAGAAGAAGGAUUUGGCCCAGUUCAAUGAGCAGCUUUCCCCACUGCCCGAGGAGGAGAGCAAGUGGACUGAGCUGGUUCUCUUCUCACCGCGAUUGCGCUGGGCUGAUGCUUUGUCCUUCAUGGCCCAACUGAUCCUCAAAGCAAGGCACAGCGUAGCGUUUACUGCAGCGUUUGGCAUAAGUCGCGAAAUAUCUCCAGCACUCUUGGCCGCUGGGUCAGAAGGGGCAGGCAUGCCAGUGCCGACCUACUUGCUGCUGGAGAGCCAGGGCAAUUGGCAGGCAUCAAGAGAUGCUGUUCAAGCGCUGCAGCGAAAGUCCAAUGUUCGAGUUGCUUUUGGGAUGCACAUGGAGGUCCCUCCCGGCAAGCCGCAGCCACAAGGUGGGGCUUGGAUACCGGAGACGCUUACAGGGCUGAACGAGCAUGUGCGGUAUGUGCAUACGAAGAUCCUGCUCAUAGAUAUGUUCUCAGACGAGCCAAUCGUUGUCUCCGGCAGUGGAAACUUCUCAAGAGCUUCCAUGGAGUCGAACGAUGAAAAUGUCGUGGUGGUUCGUGGCAAUACCAACCUGUCCGACGCCUACUCCGUGGAGUUUUUCCGCAUCUUCGAGCACAUGCGCUUUCGAAACCACGUGCAAGGCAUUGAUAAACGGGUCGAAGUGGAGCCUCCAGGUCCCCAGGCCGAGGCGCUUGACGAGGUGAUGUGUCGUUGUGGUCAAGCAGUCGCGGAGAGGACCGUGAAGAAAGCAGGCCCAAACGUGGGGCGACGAUUCCGAUGCUGUGCUAAUCCGCAGCGGCUGUCUUGUGGAUUCUUUGCCUGGACUGAGGAUGCACAAGCAGCACCAAAAGAAGAGGCGCAGGAACCGUGGCCAAGGUGUUGUUACUCCUCUCCUAGCUUCCCGUCCCUUGAGAGGCAGCUAUUCAAGGACCUGCGCAACGGGGCCACCAGCACAGUGCCGUUUAGUUUGGAUUCACACCUCAAGUGUGAAAAGAUGUCUGCUGUACCCACUCAAGAGGAGGAACAGGAGGGCAGCAGCGGCGACAGCUUCGCCAGUGCGGAUGACGGACUGCUGCGGCCUGAGAUUCCACGCUUCCCCCCUUUGAGCGGCAUAGCACCGUGGCAGCAGUGUCGCAAGACGCAAAAAUACAGCAUCCGCAACCGUGGCUGUGGGGUUUUGUCACGGAAGCAAUGUCCACGAAGUGCGCUGCGGCUGUGCCAUCUGAGGCUUGAGCUCUGGGACCUCUGCGGGGUCAGUGAGGACCCUGCAGUGUCAGCGGCUCAGAGACUCAGCAUGCCCCGCGAUGUCGGGUGUCAGAUAUGGUAUUGGUAA
Molecule: messenger RNA, 2427 nt
Organism: Symbiodinium sp. CCMP2592
Lineage: Eukaryota; Dinophyceae; Suessiales; Symbiodiniaceae
Source: the annotation of a GenBank genome assembly